UCCUUUCUUGCCUUCCAGUUCCAAAAACUUACUUACUUGCUUCUAAGUUAGUUAGUUCUAGACGAAGUGAAGAAGAAUUUCAGGGAAAUGAAGCGAAUAUUAGAUUUAUAUCUUCGCCAGCUCUCCAAGCGGCCUUGGACAACACAAGCGGUCACAACAGGUUUUCUAUUCUGUGCAGGAGAUGUGAUUGCGCAGCAAGCCAUUGAGCGGCGCGGCACAUCGGGGCACCAGUGGCGACGCUCCGCGAUCAUGACUGGUGUUGGAUUCUGUGUUGCUGCACCUGCACUGCGCGGAUGGUAUAUGACACUGGAGCGGAUAUUUCCAGCCAAUGUUGCCAUGGCUCCUUUGAAGAAGAUGGUUCUUGAUCAGGCAUUGUUUGCACCGACCUUCCUGGCUGGCUUCUUUGGCAUACUGGGAGUGCUGGAGGGCAAGAGCUGGCAAGAGAUUCACGGUCGCUACAUGAACGACUACAUACCAGCUCUGAAAACCAAUUACAUGAUUUGGCCGGGUGUUCAAAUGCUCAACUUCUACAUCAUUCCGUUUCAGCACCGAGUUACAUUCGUGAAUGUUAUUGCCCUUGGCUGGAACUCCUAUUUGGCAUGGAAAGCGCACACAUGAGGCAAACCAUGCACAGUUCCUACUGAAAGACUGCUCCAAGAUGUGUGGUGUCAACUUUCCACGGUGGAAUGUAUGCCCAUGUCUGUCUACCACCACCAUUUAUCAAAGCCAAUGUUUUCGCCAACAUCGACAUAUUCCAGCUUGCUGCACUCCGAUAGCGGCGACAGCAGUAUAUACAUGGUAUGGAUGCCGAGGUCGAGAUGUCCAAUGAAUAUGUUCUAUUCUCUCGUGGGAAGUACAGAACGAACAGUGUAGCUGGACUGCAGAUUCUUCCACCAUUCUUCUUUGGUGUAUGGUCACAUCCGUUCAUCUUGUCCUAACUAUGUCAGUAUGUGCUCUGGAGCUCAAUACGAGAACACCUGAGCACCUACCUCGGUGUCCGUAAUCCGGGCAAGCAAAUGAUCCUUACAACUGCUAUGCUGCUGAUGUAUGAGGAGUGAUGACUCUUGUUGUUUGGAGAGUGCAUCACCUGUAGCAUAGCUGCUGACCUAGUCUGUUAUGCUUCACACAUUCUGCUGCUCUAGGUAUGGAUACUGGAUAAUCCCUUUACUACAGUUGUUGUAUGUUUUAGUAGAUCACUUGUUGUGCUUCUCAUUGCGUUCAGGCUUGAGUUUUCCUACUGCUAGUUGUUGCAAUUCUGCUCUGCUGGCUAUCGAGCGUGGCAAGAUUACAUGGAUACUCUUGGUCGCGGACAUGCAUUACAUGCCGCUGCUCGUGCCCGAUGUUUACUCCUGAUUCUUUGCACCCAAGACACUGA
Messenger RNA from Sycon ciliatum, 1375 nucleotides. Its product is annotated as protein Mpv17-like. Gene Ontology annotation, cellular component: mitochondrion; cytoplasm; membrane. The transcript has 8 exons. Gene Ontology annotation, biological process: cellular response to reactive oxygen species. NCBI's taxonomy places the organism in Eukaryota, Metazoa, Porifera, Calcarea, Leucosolenida, Sycettidae. The coding region runs from base 88 to 618 and encodes 176 amino acids. The record is from RefSeq and is a predicted model, not a curated record.